AUGCACACGCUGUGGGUGCGCGAACACAACCGCGUAUGCGACCAACUGGCCGCGCAGCAUCCGGAAUGGACGGACGAGUGGCUAUACGCCGCGGCCAGGCGGAUAUUGGUCGGCCAGAUGAUGGGCAUCAUGAUCAACGACGUCCUGAACGUGGGCGGCAACCGGUGGCCGUCCAAGCACGACUCGGCGGCACGGUGGGCCGCCGGCGAUCGUCCGUCCACCACGCCCUUGGAAAUGUUGCUGACCAUGAUGAUGCCGUCCGGUGGUGCCGGUGCGCAUACAGGGUUCGAGAACGCUAAGGCGGGCUCGACGUCUUUCCAUCGCGACAGCAGCCGAUUGUUGGAUAGCGAUAUAAGCGAUACCGUCAAGCUGAUGGUGGACCAACCGAUGGGCGCAAUGAGUAACAACAACGGCAGUGCCGAGACGGAGCCGUUGACGAAGGUUCUGAUGAAGCUGUCGAGAGAAAAUUCUGUGCAGAGCUUCAACAGAUAUCGGACGCACUUGGGUCUGCACGCUUAUGGAAGCUUUUACGAGCUCACGGGCAAUCGUGAAGUUGCCAGGAGAUUGGAAUCGUUGUACGAGAACGUCGACAACGUGGAACUGUUGGUCGGAAUGUUUGCGGAGAAAACAAGUGAUAACUCUGUUCCCACGUUUACGGUAAUGAUGAAUAGCUAUAUCGUCAAUUCAAUUGUGACGAAUCCUCUAUACACCAAAACCAUGUGGAAUUCCGAUACGUUUGGCGGCGAUUAUGGGUUUUCCUUAGUAAAGUCUGCCAGCAUUAGAACGUUCAUCUGUAAUAACUUACAAGAUGAAUGUGACAACAAUGAGCUUAUUGUUGACCUCUAUACUAAAUAA
Molecule: messenger RNA, 855 nt
Organism: Sipha flava (yellow sugarcane aphid)
Lineage: Eukaryota; Metazoa; Arthropoda; Insecta; Hemiptera; Aphididae
Product: prostaglandin G/H synthase 2-like
Exons: 2
Coding region: 1-855 (284 amino acids)
Biological process (GO): response to oxidative stress; cyclooxygenase pathway
Cellular component (GO): cytoplasm; neuron projection
Molecular function (GO): oxidoreductase activity, acting on single donors with incorporation of molecular oxygen, incorporation of two atoms of oxygen; heme binding; prostaglandin-endoperoxide synthase activity
Source: RefSeq, a predicted model, not a curated record